CCCUAAACAAUACUUGGAAAUAUUAAAGAGCCCCGAGAGCGCCCCGGGCAGGUGGUGCAAACACCCCUGCUCUCCCGCGCCCCCUGCCGGAGGGAGGGGAGGAAAAGGAGGAGAAGAAAAAAGAGGAGGAGAAAAGAGGAGGCUGCAAGGAGGGAGAGAGAGAAGAGCAAGAGCCUGGGCGCCGAGGGGGAACUACCCGAGAGUUUGCCCGAUGGUGCUGCCGCUACUGCCGCCGCCGCUGCCGCCUCCUCCACCAAGCGGGAGAGGAGGGGCGAAGAGACAGCUAGGCAGAAGCCUGGGUCCCCUGCUUCUCCUUCUGGCACUGGGACACACCUGGACCUACAGAGAGGAGUUUGAGGACAGCGACAGAGAAGUCUGUUCAGAGAACAAGAUAGCGACCACCAAGUAUCCUUGUCUAAAAUCUACCGGCGAGCUCACCACAUGUUUUAGGAAAAAGUGCUGCAAGGGUUAUAAGUUUGUCCUUGGACAGUGCAUCCCAGAAGAUUACGAUGUGUGUUCUGAAGCUCCUUGUGAACAGCAAUGCACUGAUAACUUUGGCAGAGUUCUAUGUACCUGCUAUCCAGGGUACCGGUAUGACCGGGAAAGACACAGGAACAAAGUGAAGCCUUACUGCUUAGAUAUCGAUGAGUGUGCCACCAGCAACGAGACACUCUGCUCACAGAUCUGCGUCAACACCUUGGGCAGCUACCGUUGUGAGUGUCGGGAGGGGUAUAUCCGAGAAGAAGAUGGGAAGACAUGUACCAAAGGAGACAAAGGACAUGAUGAGAAUGUAGAGAAUGUGCUGAAGGCAGGAACCUGCUGUGCCACUUGUAAGGAGUUCCACCAAAUGAAACAGAUGGUAUUACAGUUGAAACAAAAGAUUGCACUGCUUCCGAACAAUGCUGCUGACCUGGGCAAGCAUGUCACUGUUGACAAGUUGCUGGCUUCAAAUGCUUACCUUCCAGGGCCUCCUGGGCAACCUGGAGGUCAGGGCCCUCCAGGGUCACCUGGACCAAAAGGAAGCCCUGGAUUUCCUGGGGUACCUGGGCCUCCUGGACAGCCUGGCCCCAGGGGCUCAAUGGGACCCAUUGGACCAUCUCCUGACCUCUCUCAUAUUAAGCAAGGCCGGAGGGGCCCUGUGGGUCCACCAGGUGCACCAGGAAGAGAUGGUUCCAAGGGUGAGAGAGGAGCUCCUGGGCCCAAAGGAUCUCCAGGACCCCCUGGUUCUUUUGAUUUCCUCUUGCUGAUGAUGGCUGACAUCCGAAAUGACAUCGCAGAACUUCAGGAGAAGGUGUUUGGGCACCGGACUCAUUCAUCAGCAGAAGAGUUCCCAUUACCUCAGGAAUUUACCAACUACCCAGAUGUCUUAGACUUUGGUUCUGGAGAGGACUAUCCAAAGAGAACUGAGACAAGAGACUCAAGAAUUCACAAAGACUUAUAUCCUUAGCAGGGUCUAGGUAUUUCACAUCAAAAGUAGGAGAUGAAAAGGUUGAUUCUCUCCUGAAUUUGAAUGAUGGAAAGAAAAAAAAUGCACUGGGGAUUUAAAAGAUAGAUUUUUAUUUUAUUUACUCUUCCCCUUGCUUUCUACCUUUGUACCUCUUUGCUUCCAAAUACUCUUUUAACAUCCCUCUUCCUUAUCUGUUGGUAAGUAGACCAGUGACUGACUGAUAUGUUUCCUAGCCUAAGCCAGUUAGGCUAAUGAGACAGUUUUUCCAUUAGUUUCCUUUUGUUUCAGCUAAAGGAUUCAAAGAAACUUCCAGAGUUUUGCCAUCAGAAAUCUGUUCAUUUUGUAAAAACCUGUGAGAAUGUCCCCAAAACACAAGAUAAUUUGCCAGGUGAGAAAAUGCCAAAUCCACUUACAAAAAAAUUGAUUUAUCGGUUAGUUACACACCCAUUAUGUGCUAGAUGUUAGGGAUACAAAGAUAAAAGUGAACUAGAACCUGCCCUCAAGGAGUUUAUAGUCUAAUGGGGGAAGCAACAUGCACAUGUAUAGAUACAUACAAAAUGACACAAGGCUAAUAUUUGGAGCCAUAAUUUCAUCGACAAAGAGACUUCCUUCACUAAUCCAGACAAUAACUUCUAUGUACCUUCUCAUCUUCUGUGAUUCCUAAUACAGAAAAGUAUGUAACUGAAGGAUGUAA
Molecule: messenger RNA, 2141 nt
Organism: Phascolarctos cinereus (koala)
Lineage: Eukaryota; Metazoa; Chordata; Mammalia; Diprotodontia; Phascolarctidae
Gene: CCBE1
Product: collagen and calcium binding EGF domains 1
Molecular function (GO): calcium ion binding
Source: RefSeq, a predicted model, not a curated record